AAAUGUUUUCCGUUUGUUGCACGCGCACGCACCUUUGGCUACAAUGGCAAAACUACGCGCGCGCUCCCGCUGUGUAGCGACAAGAUGGCGGUCGCCGCCGGAUCAGGCGUUAAAGUUCCUCGCAAUUUCCGGCUCCUGGAAGAGCUGGAGGAAGGCCAGAAAGGUGUUGGAGAUGGAACUGUGAGCUGGGGCCUGGAGGAUGAUGAGGACAUGACCUUAACACGAUGGAGAGGGGUCAUCCUCGGCCCUCCUAGGACAAGCUAUGAAAACAGGAUGUACAAUCUGAAGGUUGAAUGUGGGCCAGGAUACCCAGAGUCCCCACCAUUUGUCAGAUUUGUGACAAAAAUAAACUUGAAUGGCGUGCACACCUCCAGCGGUGUGGUUGACAUGCAUGCGGUCACUGCACUGGCCAAGUGGCAGAACUCCUACAGCAUCCGGAUGGUGCUGCUGGAGCUGCGACGGCUCAUGACGUGCAAGGAGAACAUGAAGCUUCCUCAGCCACCUGAGGGCCAGAUCUACACCAACUAAGACCCUGCUUGUUUUGCCUCCAUCUUUUCUGUUUUCUGUCUCCCCCCCCCUUUUUUUUUUUACCCCGAUCCUUCUGUUUUGCUUUCACCCCUUUUAUUCUCGUCCUCCACCAUGUCACAUUCCACAUCCUGUCAACACCUUGGCUGAGCACACAUAGCAGAAGACUUAAGAAUAUAGUAACAGAUGCAUAUACACACAUAUAUCUGUAUAAACACACGUACUGAGCAGUCAUGAAAAUCAUUUCAGGCCUCAGCCCCCUCCCUCUCCCAUCACUGGAGCUCUGGGUGGACUCUGUGAUGAGGCCGGCGGAAUCCUUGGUCCACCCCAGAUGUGAUCAUUUGAAUACUGUACAUCUUACUAAUCUUUUUUUGUUUGUUUGUUAAAAAUGCAGAUUGUACAAUAACAUAAAUAAUCUUAUUGAGUGUA
Molecule: messenger RNA, 954 nt
Organism: Monopterus albus (swamp eel)
Lineage: Eukaryota; Metazoa; Chordata; Actinopteri; Synbranchiformes; Synbranchidae
Gene: ube2v1
Product: ubiquitin-conjugating enzyme E2 variant 1
Exons: 4
Coding region: 85-528 (147 amino acids)
Source: RefSeq, a predicted model, not a curated record